AUGGUUUCCUUCACCAAGUUUACGCUCCUCCUUGCUGCUGCUACUUCUGUCGCCGCCAGUGGUUAUAAAAAAUUUGCGGUCUCUUUUAUUAGUUCGAAUGAUCUUCUUAAUACGGCUCCGGAUCAAGAUGCAACUGCCAAGCAGUGGGAAGCGGCUUUCGACAAAGCAAGAGCCAGUUCUCAGUGGAAAUACACUGGAUUCGACGUCUGGACCCCCGGCCUCUCGGGAGACUGGGGAUGGGUUACUACGACCAGAAACGAAGCAGAUUACGCCAGGGCAAAAAAUGUUCUAGAACGGAUGGGAUUUGAAGCCGAGUUUAGGCCUACUGGCCAUGUUUGGUUCCGGCCCAAGCUUGGAGCGUCUCCUCCAGUGCCGGCAAGGCAGUGA
Messenger RNA from Pyricularia oryzae 70-15, 387 nucleotides. RefSeq lists its product as uncharacterized. Lineage: Eukaryota; Fungi; Ascomycota; Sordariomycetes; Magnaporthales; Pyriculariaceae. The record is from RefSeq and is a predicted model, not a curated record. Bases 1 to 387 code for a protein of 128 amino acids. The transcript has a single exon.